GCAGGCUGUCGGCGCUUGGAUUGGUUGCCGCCUCUGGGACUGAUUUGAAACUUGGCGGUUAAAGCUCCGUUUGGGACCCAGCGCCAGGAGAACGAGAAAGACCAGGGGAAAGGACGUUACAGUUUGCGACGGUGUUGCGCUAGGGCCAUGAAGGAAGAGGUGAAAGGAAUUCCUGUAAGAGUGGCACUACGUUGUCGCCCUCUAGUCCCUAAAGAGAUCAGCGAGGGCUGCCAGAUGUGCCUUUCCUUCGUGCCUGGGGAGCCGCAGGUGGUGGUCGGUAAUGACAAAUCCUUUACCUAUGAUUUUGUGUUUGACCCCUCUACUGAACAGGAAGAGGUCUUCAAUACAGCAGUAGCACCACUCAUAAAAGGCAUAUUUAAAGGAUACAAUGCAACCGUCCUGGCCUAUGGGCAGACUGGCUCUGGGAAAACUUAUUCAAUGGGAGGUGCAUACACUGCAGAGCAAGAGAAUGAACCAACAGUUGGGGUCAUUCCUAGGGUAAUACAAUUGCUCUUCAAAGAAAUUGAUAAAAAGAGUGACUUUGAAUUUACUCUGAAAGUAUCUUACUUGGAGAUUUACAAUGAAGAAAUUUUGGAUCUUCUAUGCCCAUCUCGAGAGAAAGCCUCUCAAAUCAAUAUCCGGGAGGAUCCUAAGGAAGGCAUAAAGAUUAUAGGACUCACUGAGAAGACUGUUUUUGUUGCCUUGGAUACGGUUUCCUGUUUGGAGCAGGGCAACAACUGUAGGACAGUGGCCUCAACAGCUAUGAACUCCCAGUCCUCCCGAUCUCAUGCCAUCUUUACAAUCUCCAUAGAGCAAAGAAAGAAAAACGACAAGAAUAGCAGCUUUCGUUCCAAGUUGCAUCUUGUAGACCUUGCUGGAUCAGAAAGACAGAAGAAAACCAAAGCUGAAGGGGAUCGUCUAAAAGAGGGUAUUAAUAUUAACCGAGGCCUCCUAUGCUUGGGAAAUGUAAUCAGUGCUCUUGGAGAUGACAAAAAAGGUGGCUUUGUGCCCUAUAGAGAUUCCAAAUUAACUCGACUACUUCAAGAUUCUCUAGGAGGUAAUAGCCAUACUCUUAUGAUAGCUUGUGUAAGUCCUGCUGAUUCCAAUCUAGAGGAAACAUUAAAUACUCUCCGCUAUGCUGACAGAGCAAGAAAAAUCAAGAACAAACCUGUUAUUAAUUUUGAUCCCCAGACAGCUGAACUUAAUCAUCUUAAGCAACAGGUGCAACAGCUACAGGUCUUGUUGCUGCAAGCCCAUGGAGGUACCCUGCCUAGAUCUAUAAAUGUGGAACCAUCAGAAAAUCUACAAUCCCUGAUGGAGAAGAAUCAGUCCCUGGUAGAAGAGAAUGAAAAAUUGAGUCGUGGUCUAAGUGAGGCAGCUGGUCAGACAGCCCAGAUGUUGGAGCGAAUCAUUUUGACAGAGCAAGCAAAUGAGAAAAUGAACACCAAACUGGAAGAGCUCAGACAGCAUGCAGCCUGUAAACUGGAUCUUCAAAAGCUGGUAGAGACUUUGGAAGAUCAGGAAUUAAAAGAAAAUGUGAAGAUAAUUCGUAACCUGCAACAAGUGAUUGUCCAGCUCUCAGAUGAAACUGUUGCUUGCAUGGCCGCAGCCAUUGAUACUGCAGUGGAACCAGAGGAUCAAGUGGAAACCAGUCCAGAGACCAGCAGGUCUUCGGAUGUUUUCACCACUCAACAUGCUCUACGGCAAGCUCAGAUGUCAAAGGAGCUGAUUGAGUUGAAUAAAGCCCUUGCACUGAAAGAGGCCCUAGCUAGGAAGAUGACUCAGAAUGACAGCCAGCUACAGCCCAUUCAGUUCCAGUACCAGGAUAACAUAAAAAAUCUAGAAUUAGAAGUCAUCAGUCUGCAGAAGGAAAAAGAAGAAUUGAUUCUUGAACUUCAGACAGCAAAGAAGGAUGUCAACCAAGCCAAGUUGAGUGAGCGUCGUCGCAAACGUCUGCAAGAGCUGGAGAGUCAAAUAGCUGAUUUGAAGAAAAAACUAAAUGAACAGUCCAAACUUCUGAAACUGAAGGAAUCCACAGAACAUACUGUCACCAAACUGAAUCAGGAGAUACAGAUGAUGAAAAACCAGCGAGUACAGUUAAUGCGUCAGAUGAAAGAGGAUGCUGAGAAAUUUAGACAAUGGAAACAACAAAAGGAUAAAGAAGUGAUCCAGUUAAAAGAACGAGACCGUAAGAGGCAAUACGAGCUGCUCAAACUUGAAAGAAACUUCCAGAAGCAGUCCAAUGUGCUCAGACGUAAAACUGAGGAGGCAGCAGCUGCCAACAAGCGUCUCAAGGACGCUCUCCAAAGGCAACGGGAGGUUGCAGAUAAACGGAAGGAGAUUCAGAACCGUGGAAUGGAGGGCACCGCAGCUCGAGUGAAGAAUUGGCUUGGAAAUGAAAUUGAGGUUAUGGUCAGUACUGAGGAAGCCAAACGGCAUCUAAAUGACCUUCUUGAAGAUAGAAAGAUCCUGGCUCAGGACCUGGCUCAACUGAAAGAAAAAAAGGAAUCUGGGGAGAAUCCUCCUCCUAAACUUCGGAGGCGUACAUUCUCACUUACUGAGAUGCCUGGUCAAGUUUCAGAGUCAGAGGAUUCUAUUACCAAGCAGAUUGAAAGCCUAGAGACUGAAAUGGAACUCAGGAGUGCUCAGAUUGCUGACCUCCAACAGAAACUCCUGGACGCGGAAAGUGAAGAUAGGCCGAAACAACGCUGGGAGAAUAUCGCUACAAUUCUGGAAGCCAAGUGUGCCCUGAAAUAUUUAAUUGGAGAGCUGGUCUCCUCGAAAAUACAGGUCAGCAAGCUUGAAAGCAGCCUGAAACAGAGCAAGGCAAGCUGUGCUGACAUGCAGAAGAUGCUGUUUGAGGAACGAAAUCGGUUUGCUGAGAUGGAGACAGAGUUGCAAGCUGAAAUGGUCAGGGUGGAGCAACAGCACCAAGAGAAGGUGCUAUACCUUCUCAGCCAGCUGCAGCAAAGCCAGAUGGCAGAGAAGCAGCUGGAGGAGUCAGUCAGUGAAAAGGAACAACAGCUGCUGAGCACACUGAAGUGUCAGGAUGAAGAGCUUAAGAAGAUGCAAGGAGUAUGUGAGCAAAACCAGCAGCUUCUCCGGGAGAAUGAAAUAAUGAAGCAGAAACUGACCCUCCUCCAAGUAGCCAGCAGGCAGAAAGCUCAUCUUCCUAAGGAUACUCUUCUAUCUCCAGACUCUUCCUUUGAAUAUAUCCCACCUAAGCCAAAACCUUCCCGUGUUAAAGAAAAGUUCCUGGAGCAAAGCAUGGACAUUGAGGAUCUAAAAUCUUCAGAGCAUUCUGUGAAUGAGCAUGAGGAUGACGAUGGUUAUGGUGACAAUGGGAACGAUGAGGAAUGGAAGCCAUCAAAAUUAAUUAAGGUGUCCAGGAAGAACAUCCAAGGGUGCUCCUGCAAGGGCUGGUGUGGGAACAAACAGUGUGGGUGCAGGAAGCAAAAGUCGGAUUGUGGGGUGGCUUGCAGCUGUGACCCCACAAAGUGUCGGAACCGCCAGCAAGGCCAGGAUAGCUUGGGCACUACUGAGCGGACUCAGGAUUCUGAAGGCUCCUUCAAACUAGAAGAUCCUACAGAAGUAACACCAGGAAUGAGCUUCUUCAACCCUGUCUGUGCCACUCCCAAUAGCAAGAUCUUGAAAGAGAUGUAUGACGUGGAGCAGGUGCUAUCAAAGAAGACUGCUCCAGCUCUCUCCUCCUUUGACCUACCAGAAUUAAAAUAUACUGCAACAGAAUCCCAAGAAAAUAAGGCUCCAGGGAAGAAAAAGAAGCGGGCCCUGGCCAGCAAUACCAGCUUCUUCUCUGGCUGCUCCCCUAUCAAAGAAGAGCCCCACUGAGUUGGUGCCAUCAUCUGGAACCCUCGUCUACCUUGGGAGACAUAUUCACGCUGCAGCCAGGAGAAGUUUUUAAAGACUACUCUGGAUUUCAGGUGUCUUGCUGUUGAGGGGACAGAAUGUUAUUAAAAGGAAGGAACCCUUUUUUGAA
Chinchilla lanigera (long-tailed chinchilla) is the source of this 3997-nucleotide messenger RNA. RefSeq names its product kinesin family member 4A (gene Kif4a). The transcript is spliced from 31 exons. Lineage: Eukaryota; Metazoa; Chordata; Mammalia; Rodentia; Chinchillidae. The coding region runs from base 148 to 3849 and encodes 1233 amino acids. Gene Ontology annotation, molecular function: ATP binding; microtubule motor activity; microtubule binding. The record is from RefSeq and is a predicted model, not a curated record. Gene Ontology annotation, biological process: mitotic spindle organization; microtubule-based movement.